Messenger RNA from Notechis scutatus (mainland tiger snake), 813 nucleotides. RefSeq names its product regulating synaptic membrane exocytosis 4 (gene RIMS4). The record is from RefSeq and is a predicted model, not a curated record. Gene Ontology annotation, biological process: regulation of synaptic plasticity; calcium ion-regulated exocytosis of neurotransmitter; regulation of synaptic vesicle exocytosis. Lineage: Eukaryota; Metazoa; Chordata; Lepidosauria; Squamata; Elapidae. Gene Ontology annotation, cellular component: cytoskeleton of presynaptic active zone; presynaptic membrane. Gene Ontology annotation, molecular function: small GTPase binding; transmembrane transporter binding.
AUGGAGCGUUCGCAAAGUCGCCUCAGCCUGUCCGCUUCCUUCGAAGCCCUGGCCAUUUACUUCCCCUGCAUGAACAGCUUCGAUGAGGAAGAGGCGGAAGGAGAUGGCCGGAAACUCAAAGGUGCUAUCCAGCGGAGUACAGAAACUGGACUGGCCGUUGAAAUGCCAAGUCGAACUAUCCGGCAAGCCAGUCACGAAUCCAUCGAGGAGAGUAUGAACAGCUAUGGAUCCGAAGGAAACUUGAAUUUCAAUGGAGUUCAUCUGGCAUCCGCUGGGCAGUUCAGUGAUUUCUUGGGCAGCAUGGGACCAGCACAGUUUGUGGGUCGCCAGACCUUGGCCACUACCUCCAUGGGAGAUGUGGAAAUUGGAUUGCAAGAACGAAAUGGACAACUGGAAGUGGAUAUUAUUCAAGCCCGAGGAUUGACCGCAAAGCCUGGGUCUAAAACCCUUCCAGCGGCAUACAUCAAGGCCUAUCUCCUAGAAAAUGGGGUUUGCAUUGCAAAGAAGAAAACUAAAGUGGCUCGCAAAUCUUUAGACCCCCUGUACAAUCAAGUGUUACUUUUCCCAGAGAGCCCGCAAGGCAAAGUACUUCAGGUGAUUGUCUGGGGAAACUACGGGCGUAUGGAACGCAAGUACUUCAUGGGUGUUGCUCGGGUCCUCUUGGAAGAACUGGAUUUGUCCACUCUGGCAGUUGGUUGGUAUAAGCUUUUCCCAACCUCUUCGAUGGUGGAUCCUACUACUGCUCCCCUCCUGCGCCAGUCCUCACAACUUUCCCUGGAGAGUACAGUAGGACCUUGUUGUGACAGAUCUUAA